This is a messenger RNA of Folsomia candida, 735 nucleotides long. RefSeq names its product integumentary mucin C.1. Lineage: Eukaryota; Metazoa; Arthropoda; Collembola; Entomobryomorpha; Isotomidae. The transcript is spliced from 2 exons. The record is from RefSeq and is a predicted model, not a curated record. Bases 70 to 381 code for a protein of 103 amino acids.
UUCUAUCCCUGUCAUCACCUCAGAACCUUCCAAUCUCCCCAAAGCAGAAGCAACUAAAAUACGUUCAUCAUGAAGACAAUUAUUGCCGUUGGACUUGCCAUUUGUGUCCUUGCUCUUGUAGCAGACAGUUUCGCACACAGUGGAGAAGACGAUGCGAAGGACGGACGACUCUGCAGAACUGCUGGGGAAACAAUUCUAACUACCAAACCGGACGGAUAUUCGAAAUCUUGCGUUUGCCAGGCCCCGACGACCACGACCACAUCGGCUACCACCACCUCAACGACACGACCAACCCGAAGACCACGACCGGCGAAGAAUACUUGGAAGUGUACCACCACUAAGGCUACAACAACCAGCACGACCACGACUGCUUUGCCUUGAGAAAAUCCUGUUAAAUUCUACCACAUCUAGUUAUAAAUUUUAAGACAAAAUCUAAAUUUGAAAUUUUACUCGUAAUAAGUAAUUCCAAUUAGAGGUGUUGAACAUAACAUUAAAUUUCAAUUCCAUACCGGAUAUAAUCGACUUAUUCAAUUAUUAAUCGCUAAGGACAAAAUGAACACAGUUUAUUUUCCAUUUUGAUCUGUCGUCCUGCCUUGAGCUUUGGAGAUUUUUAAUCAAACACUAAAAAUACCAAGAAAUAUCCAUCCAUAAGAUUACUUUGAUAUUGGAAAAUAUCAAAUUUUGUCGUCGUUAUGCCGCACAAAUUCUGUAUAAAAAUUUUUUUGUAAGCCAAAA